UAAUGUGAUUUGUAGAGUAGUGUCUCAUUUAAAUAUUUGUGGGAUUUUGAGAAAGAUGCUAACUUUGCAAAAAAAUUAUAUGGGGGUGUUUUAUUGGGGAGAUAAUUAGUUGGUUUUUGAUGGUUGAAAAUUAAAAUAGUGUAGUCUGUGUUUUGUUCUGCUUGUUCAAUUUGCACGUAUGCUUAUCAUUGCAGAAUUUUCUGUUUUCCUUUUCCUUUUCCUUUUUUCUGUUUUUUUUUUCCCUUAGAAAUAAGCAUUCUUAUCAUGAGUGAAGCAAAAGCUAGCUUGGUAGGUUGACUAAAUGUUCGUGAAUUGUUAGUUCUUUGGAAAGCAGGAUGCUUUGAUUGGCUUCAUAAAGCUUAAUUUUUCAACUCCUAUUUUUUAGUAUUAUGUUUUUCUUUUCUUAUUUUGGACAUUGAGCACUCGCCAGUCGCCACACUUCAAGUUUUUGGGGUUUCCCAUGGGGAUUUGGCUCUUCUAAAGUAAGAGUCACUUUAUAGGGUAAAUGAGAGAGCUGGAUCCUUCCCAUGGUGUGCCCCAGUUCUCAGCUAUUUGGCCUGCUGUUUCUGUAAAGAAGACCCCAAUAAGAUAACAGGAGGGUACCCUUUUUUUUUAAGAUGAUAUUGGUGCAAUGCUUUUACUGAAAAUACCCCAUUAAAAUAACUGAAGUGUAUCUUUUUAAUUUUACUUUUUUUCGGUGCUAAUGGUAGGGGCUUGUGUGCUAAAUUCAAGGAUAUAUCACCUUUCACUUCAAAUUUAUGAAUAAACUCACACAUGCUUGUGUAUCCGGCUGUAUAAGUUGCAAGUGCCACUCUUAAUUUUCAAUUUUAGCUUUAUAUUAAUGUUUUAGCCAUCAAAUUGUUUGAAUGCUAAUGCAUAAGACUUAUAGUUGUGGCACAUCAACAUGAUACAAGUUUACAUGGGAAUUCAGGCUACUUCCUUGUGAAGGCUAUAUAGUAUUAAAAAGCUUUUCUGUGGCUAGUAUAAAACUGAGUGUAUAUGUUAUGUUUGUGAAAUUGUUAUAAAGCAACCCUGUUAGAAGUUAUUGUUAUCUUCUUUAAUUUUUCUACUUUUGAGAUCUUAACCUAGUCGUCGUUCGAACCAUGCUUUUGUACAGAGCUUCUGAUUAUCCAAAAGAAUCUGAUGGAGCCUUCUUACAGAUGAGACUGUCUUAUAGCCCUGCUGCUGAAUUUUUCCUUUUUAUGGUUAAGUGGAUUGAUUGUCGUCUCGCUGGAGCCUUGGGAUUUCUUAGGAUUCUCAUAUACAAGGCAUAUAAUGAUGGGAAGACAACCAUGUACGUUUAUGAAAGAAAAGCCAGCCUGAAGGAGUUUUAUGGUGUGAUAUUUCCGUCUUUAUUACAACUCCACAGAGGAAUCACUGAUGUAGAUGAAAGGAAACAAAGGGAUUUAUGCGCUACAAAGUACAAGCCUAAAGAUAUGAUUAGAAAAGGAAAACUAUCUGACAUUGAUUUAGAGAGGGAAGAAGAAUGUGGUAUUUGUAUGGAGACGAACAAGAAGGUUGUGUUGCCCAAUUGCAACCAUUCAUUGUGCGUGAAAUGCUUCAGAGACUGGCACACCCGAUCUCAAUCUUGCCCUUUCUGCCGGGACAGUCUUAAAAGAGUAAAGUCUGGUGAUCUUUGGAUCUACAUGAACAGCAGUGACAUAGAUGACUUGACUUCAAUCAACAAGGAGAAUUUAGAAAGGCUGUUUUUGUACAUUGACAAGUUACCUUUGACAUUGCCAAUUCUGAAUGUUCAGGCCCUCGACAAUUCUGAAUUCCAUUUAGUGAACUCUGGAUCUACAUGACUUGGCUAGGUUUUGGAGAAAUAUGGAUUGGCUUCAAUCAACAGGGAUAAUUUAAAUAGGCUACCAAGUGUACAUUGAAAGUUUCCUGAGUGUGUGAGGUCCUAUCUAUAUUAAUGUCUUAUCCUAAGCACUUUUGAAUUGUAUUUAGUGAAAGCUAACUUCAAAGUAUGUUUUGUCUUAGUGUCACAUUGAAAAAUGGAAUUAGUCAAACUGUAAAUAUAUGCCUUCAAAGUCAAAUUAUAUUUUCAUUCACAUUCAAAUUAAA
Molecule: messenger RNA, 2070 nt
Organism: Lotus japonicus
Lineage: Eukaryota; Viridiplantae; Streptophyta; Magnoliopsida; Fabales; Fabaceae
Product: E3 ubiquitin-protein ligase AIRP2-like
Exons: 5
Coding region: 1104-1805 (233 amino acids)
Biological process (GO): protein ubiquitination
Cellular component (GO): cytosol
Molecular function (GO): ubiquitin protein ligase activity
Source: RefSeq, a predicted model, not a curated record